Molecule: messenger RNA, 951 nt
Organism: Hyaloperonospora brassicae
Lineage: Eukaryota; Oomycota; Peronosporomycetes; Peronosporales; Peronosporaceae
Source: the annotation of a GenBank genome assembly
AUGUUCGCAGGCGUCGACAUUGGCGGACUAAGUGUCAAAGUGGGCCUCGUGGCCGCCAAUGGGUCCGUCGUCGCGCGCCGCCAGCAGAAGUACGAGUCGACCCGACCCAACCCGCAGGACGUCGUGGAUCUCGCGGUCGCUCUGCUGCACAAAGUGCUCGAGACGAAUUGUGUACCUUUACAAGACGUCGAGGCCGUUGGUGUGGGCUGCCCUGGCGUGCUGAGGGCGGAAGGGGUUAUCCGUGCAGCUGCCAACUUCCCGUCCUGGUCGGAUGUCCCGCUGCAGCAAUUGUUUACCGAAACACUUGGGACACCGGUCACGGUCUGCAACGACGCGGACGCCGCGAUUCUGGCGGAACAGUGGGUCGGUGCGGCCAAGGGCGGGAUCAAGAACUUUAUCAUGCUUACGCUUGGUACGGGUGUUGGCUUUGGUGUCGUCGCGAACGGUCAACUGGUACGAGGUGGCAGCAAUGCCAUUGAAGGGGGACACAUGAUCGUCGAACGCAAUGGAAGACGGUGUGGGUGCUCUCAGCGUGGAUGCCUCGAAGCCUACAGCUCGGCAAGUGCUUUGAUAUCGCAAGUCCAAGAACACUUGCGUGCCGGUAGAGUCUCGAGUCUGUCAAGGUAUCCUGAAGAAGAUAUACACGCUGAACUCGUGUUUCUACAUGCCGCCCAAGGCGACGAAAUGUGCAAGCAUCUCAUCGAUGAAGCUGCAGACUAUUUGGGUUUUGCCUGCGUUACGUUCUGUCGAAUGCUCGAUCCGGAGGUCAUCGUGCUGUCUGGAGGAAUCGCCGAAGCCGGUGAAACCUACAUCAAUCAGAUUCGUCAGGCUUAUGCGGGGCACAGCUGGACAAAGUUCGCGAAUCCCGUUAGGAUCGAGAAGGCGAGCGCAGGGUAUGACUCUGGCAUCAUAGGUGCUGUCGCAGUUUGCAGGAACCAACGCAUAGGGUGA